This is a messenger RNA of Cryptotermes secundus, 1827 nucleotides long. It is a transcript of the gene Adat1, whose product is annotated as tRNA-specific adenosine deaminase 1. The record is from RefSeq and is a predicted model, not a curated record. The transcript has 2 exons. Gene Ontology annotation, biological process: RNA processing. Bases 18 to 1745 code for a protein of 575 amino acids. Lineage: Eukaryota; Metazoa; Arthropoda; Insecta; Blattodea; Kalotermitidae. Gene Ontology annotation, molecular function: adenosine deaminase activity; RNA binding.
CCCUUACUUCAUGGUGUAUGCCGUAUGGACUCUACGGAAUGUUAAAGAAAAUGGAACAGAGUACUGAUAUAAAUAAAAGUGCAAAAAGUGUGGAAUCCGAUAUGGACACGAACUUUGCUAAUGAGAUAGCAGAAUUGUGUUAUUCCAAAUACAUGAACCUCCCCAAAACAGGAAAACCUAAGGAAGGAAGAGAGUGGACGCAUGUGGCGGGAAUUGUAGUAGCAGAUGGCUGGCAGAGACGUUCUGACCGUUCAAGUAAUGUACCAAAGUAUGUUGUUGCAUUAGGCACAGGCUCUAAGUGCAUUGGGAAAUCCAAAAUGAGUCCAACAGGAGAUAUUUUAAAUGACAGCCAUGCAGAAGUGAUGGCUCGAAGGGGUUUCCUUCGAUACCUGUAUGACCAGGUACUUAUGACUUACCAGACUGGCUCAUCAGAAAUAUUCAAGUGUUUUUCUGGUGGCAAAUGUGUGGUUAAGAAUAACAUUACAUUCCAUUUUUUCACAAGCCAUGUGCCUUGUGGGGACGCAUCCAUUAUUCCUAAAGUUCCUUUCUCCGAGAAUGACGUGGGUUUGUGUUUGAAAUGUGGCACUGAGCAGUCGGUGCAGUGUCACGCUAGACAUUCCACAUGUCUCUGUGUUUCGGCUCCAACAGAACAUUUAAACUGUAAUUUCAGUCGUGGAAAUGCGGCAAGUGAAAUGGCAGUGCAGACAAUGCAAGGAGAAGAGUGCAAUGUUAGUAGACAAGCAAAUUGCAAUAAAAGGAAAUGUUGCAACAUUGAAUGGUGUGAUGAAGAGAAUGAUUCCAAGUAUAUGAAAGCAAAUUCGAGUGCUGGAAGAGCAAAUAUGUGUAGUGGCAAAGAGAGAUCAGUCAUGAAUAAUAAUGUGCAAAGGCCAGAAGUACCUGUCAGUGGUGACAUCUACAGAACAGGUGCAAAGUGCCUUCCAUUUCAGUCACUCCAAGAUUCACACCUACCAGGAGCCUACUACCAUGUCGUGGGAGCUUUGAGAACCAAGCCUGGUCGUGGAGAGCCAACACAGUCUCUCUCGUGUAGUGAUAAGUUUGCAAGGUGGAAUGUGGUUGGACUACAAGGAGCAUUAUUGUCGCUCCUAUUAAAUGAACCUCUCUACUUUCAGUCAGUGAUUGUGGGUGGUGGAGGUCCAUUUUCAGAGAUGUCCCUUAAAAGAGCCAUCAUUGAUCGGCUGAUUUACCAACCUAAUGGGAGGAAGAAUUCGUCAGAAGACAAGGAAAUGGAUCGAGGUUCCUCACUCAGUGAAGGUCUGUCUUUGCCAUCAAAAUAUGGAGUUCAUUAUCCCUUGAUUCUACAGUCAACUUUGCCCUUUAAACAUGCCCCAAUGCCUAAUGGGGUGAAGCAGCCUUGUGCAUCUAGCAUUGUGUGGUGUAAGGUACCACAAAGAGCUUUAGAAGUGGCUGUGGAGGGGAAAAAACAGGGCAUAACGAAGAAAGUUGCCCACACAUCAGCAGGGCGACUGUUCAUCUGCAAGAAAGAACUUCUCCGGCAGUUUGUGAAUGCGGUGUUAUUGAUGCCUGCUGCUGCUUUGCAUCUGCCCACAGUUCUGAAGAUGAGUGAUCUUACAGAGAUUGAACAGUGCUUGGUUAAGAUACCUUACAGACAGUUGAAGAACUUGUCAGAUGACUAUAAACGAGCAUGGAAUACAGUGAGAGCUGCUUGUUUUCCAUCAUGGACAGCAAAGUGCGAAUCACUUCAGUGCUUCAGCCUUGCUAACUAGAAGAAAUCUCAAGAAUGGAGAAUGUUACUGAAGCGAGCUGUGUUAUAGUAAAAUGAUAUAAAUAAAUUGGUUCUUUCAAUUA